Drosophila ananassae is the source of this 1049-nucleotide messenger RNA. Its product is annotated as S-phase kinase-associated protein 1. The record is from RefSeq and is a predicted model, not a curated record. Lineage: Eukaryota; Metazoa; Arthropoda; Insecta; Diptera; Drosophilidae. Gene Ontology annotation, molecular function: cullin family protein binding. Gene Ontology annotation, biological process: SCF-dependent proteasomal ubiquitin-dependent protein catabolic process. The transcript has 2 exons. Gene Ontology annotation, cellular component: nucleus; cytoplasm. The coding region runs from base 404 to 889 and encodes 161 amino acids.
GAACACUAGAUACAAUGUUGCCAAUUCAUCACACAUUUUUUGAAAACUAUUGUUAUUUUUUAUAAAAGUUUAUCAGUUUUAAAAUUGUAAAUAAAAAUAAUCUUAUAAUAUUUACUUAUUCAAGAAAUAAUAUAAUCCAUUCGAAAGUAAAUUUCCGAAAAAUGCUACAGCUGGCAUCACUGCCCAGACAUGAUGAGUCAGGAUUCGAAUUCUUCGAGACCCUGGUAGAAAUAUUUAUUCUGAUAAGCAUUCACUUUGAAUUCUAAGCACUCGGCGUUCGGUUCAAGUUGAAGGCAAGAGAAUAUUAUUUUUAGCCAGUAGGCCAGAGCUAUUUUAUUUUUUCGGCUGCGCCACUGCGAAUAAAUCAAACCGUUUCGAAACGAAAGAACAAAGCGCUGAAAGCAUGCCUAUCAUUCGGCUUGAGUCUUCCGACAAGGAGAUCUUCGACAUCGAACAAGAGAUUGCCAAGUGCUCGGAGACAAUUCGCACGGCGCUGGAGGACCUAGGCGAUGAGAGUGAUAACAGCGUCCUGCCGCUGCAUAAAGUAAACUCUGUGAUCCUGAAGAAGGUUCUUCACUGGGCCACCUAUCAUAAAGACGAUCCGCAACUGACUGAGGAAGACGAAAACAAGGAGAAGCGAACCGACGACAUUUCAUCGUGGGAUGCCGAUUUCCUAAAAGUCGAUCAAGGUACUCUGUUUGAGCUCAUUCUGGCGGCCAAUUACUUGAACAUUCAGGGCCUGUUGGACGUCACCUGCAAGACUGUGGCCAAUAUGAUCAAGGGCAAGUCCCCGCAGGAGAUUCGCGACACGUUCACCAUCAGCAACGACUUUUCGCCUCAGGAGGAGGAGAAGGUGCGCAAGGAAAACGAGUGGUGUGAGGAGAAGUAAUGCGCUCGAAACAAUAAAUCGGAUGACCUGAUUAGAAUAGUAAAACUUGUAAAAGAAUUUUAUAAAAUGUAAAAUAAACAUUCAUAUUUGGUUUAUGUACCUUUCCUAUAAUUCAAGAGGUUAGAAAGACCACGUAAACCAUUUGAAUUGCUUUCAGUAA